Porites lobata is the source of this 28008-nucleotide messenger RNA. Lineage: Eukaryota; Metazoa; Cnidaria; Anthozoa; Scleractinia; Poritidae. The record is from the annotation of a GenBank genome assembly.
UCAAAAAUAUUUUUUCAAUCUUUUUCAGAUAUAGACGAGUGUGAAACCAGCAUCCAUUCAUGUGAUGUCAAUGCGUUUUGUAACAAUACCAUUGGAUCUUAUAUUUGCACUUGUAAUCCUGGGUACUUUGGAAAUGGAAAAUCGUGUCUUGGUAAAACCUUAAACUAAUCGUCUUGCAGAGUUCAUCACACUAUGCAGUGCCAGUCCCUUUUUCCUGUUGCCUUUAUUAGCUUUGAUUCUGAUAUCCAGCAAACCCCUUUAAUUCUCUGCUUGCAGCUAAAAUGUUUUUGCGUACCUCUGAUCUCGAGUUGUCGCCUCCGCAGUUGAUUUCAGCAGGUGGUGGAUGUCUCUUUUUUUUUCCACAAAGUAGUUUUGGGUUUUCGUAUCCGACAGUGUCGUACUUAGUUGUCUUAGUUGCUUUCGAGGUUUGUGUUUCACCAUAGGGCGUUUUGUAAUUAGGAGCGGUCUUGUUAACUUACGGUAAUUUUGCAAUAAACUGGUUUUGAGGUCCUUGCUGACCCAGAGGCCCCCGCAUUUAUUCUUGGGUGGGUGUCUUUCUGGGUAGUGUAGGCAAAAUGUAAUAUUUGUUUUGAUUUGUUUUUUUUUUUUUUUUUAUCUUCAUACAUUCUCUCCCUUCAGAUAUUAACGAGUGUACCACUAAUGUCCAUAAUUGUGAUGCAAAUGCUUUCUGUGAUAACACUGAUGGAUCUUACACCUGCGCAUGCAGCCCUGGAUAUACUGGAAAUGGAACAUCCUGCGCCGGUAAAUUAUCAACGCAUUUGCAUUUUUAAGCGACCAUAUAUUAUUGCUAUUAAAACUGGGGGAGGGGGGUAGGACAGGGCAGGGGGGCGGUGUAAAUUACGUCUCUGCUCCGUUAUAAGCAAUAUUUGUUUGGGUUUGUUUUGAUUUGUCUUAACAUCUAAGGUUGCUGAACACAAUUUCUCUAAAUCGGAUUUAUCCCUUUACUGUGUAUUUUAACAACUUUAUCAUUACAUAAAGAAAAAGAGGGAGGAAAGGCUGAUAAAAAGUUUAACAGAAAAUAAUGUUUUUGUCGCCUUUGACAUAUCACGUGACCUCAGCGCGGGCCUGUUGAACUAGAGCUGAACAUGAGUACUUUCAUAAGCAACUUAAAUAAACUACAAUAUCUUUAAAUCUACUCAUUAAAAUGUGACGAAAUUUGGCAGAAAUCCUGUUCAUGUCACGCUCAAGCCAAUAAAAGCGUCAAAAUAUCUUUUCAACAAAGGAGUUUUGUGACAAAAUCAAGAUUUCCAUAAAGGCUAUUUUCUUGAAGAUUUUAAAAAACUGUUCGUUACAAUUUUGGUCAAGUGGUUUCUAAAAGAUGAGGGUUACUAAUCGAAAGCUGUGUUCAAUUUUCUAAGAAAAUCCAAUGACUGAAUUUUGCUUAAACCUAAUAAAUUGAAAUUUUUUGGCUUGUUGUCAAACUUCCAUGUUGCCAUGGCAACAAUCCAAGUCUCACUUUUAACUUAAUAAAUGUCAUGUCUGAUAAAUAUAGAUUGUUUGAUGUGCUGAAUCAAAAUUUUAGCGUUAUACCCGCAAUGAGUCUUAAAUAAAACCCCAAUAAUUGGUUAUGAUCCACAACCUAUCAAACUGUGUUCAGGCACCUUAAUUCUCUCCUUUCAGAUAUUAACGAGUGUACAGCCAAAGUCCAUAACUGUGAUGCCAAUGCUUUCUGCAAUAACACUCAGGGGUCUUAUAACUGCACAUGCAGCCCUGGAUACACUGGAGAUGGAACAUCAUGCAUCGGUAAAUCAUCCUGCCUAAUGCAUGUAAAAUUAUUUUAGCGAGGUGCAAGAAAGAAGCAGUACCCCAUAAAUGCAUUAAGUAAUUCUCCAAACAUAUCUCUCAGCGUACUUAUGGAAGCCCAUCUGAUAAAGUACAAGCUAUUUCUUGGAAAAGGCACCCUGUUGUUUGAAUCUUAUAAGCGGCCACCUACCGUAUAUAUAUGAGACCACUUACACUUGCAUCUUGUUUGGUCGCUUAGCGAGAAGCUUGACUGUAUGUUAAGAAGUCCGAAAGAGAGGAACCCCAUACAUAGAAACGUUCCUUAUCCAAGGCUUAUUAUUUCAUUCAUAGACAUCGUUCUGCUGAAAAUACCUUCCUUUUAGAUAUAACAAGUGCAUACUGGAAAUGAAACAGCAUGCACCGGUAUAUCAAAAAUCGUUUCUGCUGCAGUAUUGGAAUUAUGUUUCGUUGAUCCGGUUUGCCCGCAUCAUCUUAAAUACUUUCUUAAUACUUCUUUCCUUUCAGAUAUUAACGAGUGUACCACUAACGUCCAUAACUGUGAUGCCAAUGCUUUCUGCAAUAACACUCAGGGGUCUUAUAACUGCACAUGUAGCCCUGGAUACACUGGAAAUGGAACAUCAUGCAUCGGUAAAUCAUCCUGCCUAAUGUAUGUAAAAUUAUUUUAUUUAGGUCCAAGAAAGAAGCAGUACCCUAUAAAUUAAUUAAGUAAUUCUCCAAACAUAUCUUUCUUAAACUGUGUUCAGGCACCUUAAUUCUCUCCUUUCAGAUAUUAACGAGUGCACAGCCAACGUCCAUAACUGUGAUGCCAAUGCUUUCUGUAAUAACACUGAGGGAUCUUAUAAAUGCACGUGUAGCCCUGGGUACAAUGGAAAUGGAAUAUCUUGCACCGGUAAAUUAUCAUGACCAAUACAUUUUUUAAAAAAAAAAGCAAUGUAUGUAUUUUAACUCUUUGAUUUCUUUUAUUUCCUUUCAUUUCAAGUUUCGUUUUUCUUUUUAUGUUUUGCUUUUGUUUUUGUUUUUGCUUUUUUGGGGGGUGGGCGAGCUUAAAAUCGUUUGAGCUGCAGUAUUUGAAUUAUGUUUCGUCAAGAGCCAUUAUGGCUCUUGGUUUCGUUGAUCUGUUUUGCCCGCAUCAUCUUUAAUACUUUCUUAAUAAUUCUUUCCUUUCAGAUAUUAACGAGUGUACCACUAACGUCCAUAACUGUGAUGCCAAUGCUUUCUGCAAUAACACUCAGGGGUCUUAUAACUGCACAUGCAGCCCUGGAUACACUGGAAAUGGAACAUCAUGCAUCGGUAAAUCAUCCUGCCUAAUGCAUGUAAAAUUAUUUUAGCGAGGUGCAAGAAAGAAGCAGUACCCCAUAAAUGCAUUAAGUAAUUCUCCAAACCUAUCUUUCUCAAACUGUGUUCAGGCAACUUUAAUUCUCUCUUUUCAGAUAUUAACGAGUGUACAGCCAAAGUCCAUAACUGUGAUGCCAAUGCUUUCUGCAAUAACACUCAGGGGUCUUACAACUGCACAUGUAGCCCUGGAUAUACUGGAAAUGCAACAUCAUGCAUCGGUAAAUCAUCGUGCCUAAUGCAUGUAAAAUUAUUUUAGCGAGGUCCAAGAAACAAGCGGUACCCCAUAAAUGCAUUAAGUAAUUCUCCAAACAUAUCUCUCAGCGUACUUAUGGAAGCCCAUCUGAUAAAGUACAAGCUAUUUCUUGGAAAAGGCACCCUGUUGUUUGAAUCUUAUAAGCGGCCACCUCCCGUAUGAGACCACUUACACUUGCAUCUUGUUUGGUCGCUUAGAAUACGAGAAGCUUGACUGUAUGUUAAGAAGUCCGAAAGAGAGGAACCCCAUACAUAGAAACGUUCCUUAUCCAAGGCUUAUUAUUUCAUUCAUAGACAUCGUUCUGCUGAAAAUACCUUCCUUUUAGAUAUAACAAGUGCAUACUGGAAAUGAAACAGCAUGCACCGGUAUAUUAAGAAUCGUUUCUGCUGCAGUAUUGGAAUUAUGUUUCGUUGAUCCGGUUUGCCCGCAUCAUCUUUAAUACUUUCUUAAUAAUUCUUUCCUUUCAGAUAUUAACGAGUGUACCACUAACGUCCAUAACUAUGAUGCCAAUGCUUUCUGCAAUAACACUCAGGGGUCUUAUAACUGCACAUGCAGCCCUGGAUACACUGGAAAUGGAACAUCAUGCAUUGGUAAAUCAUCCUGCCUAAUGUAUGUAAAAUUAUUUUAGUUAGGUCCAAGAAAGAAGCAGUACCCCAUAAAUUCAUUAAGUAAUUCUCCAAACAUAUCUCUCAGUGUACUUAUAGAAGCCGGUCUGAUCUGAUAAAGUACGAGAUUUUUCUUGGAAAAGGCACCCUGUUGUUUGAUUCUUGCAUGUAAGCGGCCGCCUCCCGUAUGAGACCACCAAUACACUUCGCAUUUUGUUUGGUCGCUUAGAAUACGAUAGGCUUGACUGUAUGUUGUGUUGUCCGAAAGAGAAGAACCUCAUACGUAGAAAGCUUUCCUAUCCAAGGCUUAUUAUUUUAUUCAUAGACGUCUUUCUCCUUAAAAUAAGGGUUUUUUACCUUCCUUUUAGACAUAACGAGCGCACGUCUAAGGUCCAUAACUGUGAUAAUGUCAAUGCGUUUUGUAUACUUUCCUUUCAGAUAUCAAUGAGUGUACGACUAACGUCCAUAAAUGUGCUGCGAAUGCUUUCUGCAAUAACACUGAUGGAUCAUAUAACUGCACAUGCAGCCCUGGAUUCACUGGAAAUGGAACAGCAUGCACCGGUAUGUCAUUACGACCAAUACUUGUAAAACUAUAUUAUGAGGUCUAAGAAAGAAGCAUCCCAUACAUAGAGUGCUUCUCUCCGUAUUACCUUAGGGUGGAUUUCCACUGUCGCGUAAUUUUUACGUGCCGGUGCGUAAAAUUUACGUUCGCAAAUGAAAUAGAGGCAAUGCAUAAAAGGCCGCACGCAACGUCAAAGUUGAACUUCGCUCAACUUCAAGUUUAAGCUCGACACUUUGUACCUUGCCUCUAUUUUAUUUACUCGAGUAGAAUUUACGUGCCUUUACACGUACGUAAAGAUCACGUGACAGUGGAAGUUCACCCUUACUCAGCUUACUUAUGAAAACCCGUCUGUAAAAAUAAGAGCUUUUUUUUACUGUCUUUUUAGAUAUUAACGAGUGUACGACUAACGUCCAUAACUGUGAUCCCAAUGCGUUCUGUAAUAACACUGAUGGGUCAGAUGGAUCUUAUACCUGCACAUGCGCUCCUGGAUAUGCUGGAAAUGGAACAGCAUGCACCGGUAUAUCAAAAAUCGUUUCUGCUGCAGUAUUGGAAUUAUGUUUCGUUGAUCCGUUUUGCCCGCGUCAUCUUUAAUAUUUUCUUGAUUAUUCUCUCCUUUUAGAUAUCAACGAGUGCACGACUAACGUCCAUAACUGUGAUCCCAAUGCGUUCUGUAAUAACACUGAUGGAUCUUACACCUGCACAUGCGCUCCUGGAUAUACUGGAAAUGGAACAGCAUGCACCGCCGGUAUAUCAUUAUAACUAACACUAGUAAAACUAUAUUACGAGGUUGGAGUUUUUAAAUUAAUAAUUUCCAGUGAAUUUAAGAGGGGGUCAGUAGGGGGUCAGUUGAACUGGGGUCAGCGUUUUGUCCUAGCCGUUGUAAUUGUGGUAUUUUGUCGCCACCUCUGUACAGCUGACUGUGUAUGUCUCCUGUCCCUUGUUGACGGCUUCUUCUUCGUUGUGCAAAGCGAUAUUCUCUCUGCUGCGAGGUUUCUUGCUGUUAUCGUUUUCUUCGUUGCUCGCGCUGAAUCUCAAUUCGGUGUUUUUGCUCUUAAAGGAGUCUCGGUGGUCAUGAUCUUUUCCGUCAAGGAUUUGCAGCCACUUGUUGAAUCCAGAGUUGUUGUGUUUGCUGUUCUGGGUCAUUCGCAUUUAAGGAAAUUGCUCGUGAUUUACCGAUAGCAAAAAUUGCUUUCACCUUCAUGUCGAAUGAUUCCCCAAUAAACCGGUUCACUCUGCACUCGAAUGUUGCCUGGAAACACACAACGCUGCGUAACCACAGGUGACGUCAACCGGAUACCAACCGUAAGUGACCGAUAUAUACAAAUAUAUAUGGGCCAACCGGCUUUGCAUGCCGCUCAGACUUCGUGCGACCCACGCGCUGCUCGCCCGCUGCGCGCGCGACAAGUUUAUAAACUCUCUUUCACGAGGAAUUAACCUGUCCAUUCCGGGGGUUCUGAGACGGUUGAGCCGAAUUUCCCCUGAUCCAAGAGAGAUCAUUCUCUCUUGCCCGAUCUGAAUGCGAUGCGAUAAUUGUUGCAGCGUGGAAUAGUUUACUGUUUUCUUUCUAUCUCCCUUUUCAGAAAUAUAUCAGACUGACUGCUGGCGCAGCGCAUCCAGGAUGCCAAACCAGUCAUAUUUUUGGGCUUACUCAACUAAUCCUAGUGGCAGUGAUAAAGUGGACGCUAUCGAUUUCUUGACAAUUCAGAAUGACGCCAUUCUGUCAGGGUACCGUCUGUGGGGAGUCCAAAGCGUCAAUUCAACUACUUUCCUGGUCACCAUGAGUUUGUACGGGGAAAAGGGCUUGUUGAUCGCUAACGAGACUAGAACCUACCCUACUAGCUCCAGUGAGAAGACGUUUGAAGUGCACUUCUCACAAGAGAUCGCCAUAAGUAAUAAUGAAAGAUAUACUGCAGUUGUUAGAAUAGUAACAUCCGAACUCUCUUACGCUCUUGACGACGGCAUGCCAAGAGCACGUUGUUCUGGUGUCAGAGUUUAUUUCUUGACAUCGUCAAAAUACGGCAACCGUUCAGACGUUUCGACAGGCCAAAUUCCGGCUUUAAUAUUGCUUUCCAAGGGGUCAUCUGCGAAACGUUAAAGCUUGGCGAGGCUUUUUUGUUUUGUUUUGUUUUUGUUUGUUUGUUUUUUUAGCAAUUUGCGAAAAGGUAAGUUGCGAUACUAUGUCACUCUUUCAGCGUUUGUGACCUUAUGCCGACUUCAUAAGAAAAAAUGUACCUUUCCCUCCCUCAGUACUCUGCCCAAUGUUGGGCUAUUGUUGGAGCUACCUUUAGGGGACAACGAAUACCCAACUUUGAAUGGAAAAAAAAAACUUAUUGUGUUCUUCAAUGUUGGAGAAACUUUCUUUGUAGCUUUUAAAUGAUUCUAAUGGUUCUGACCUCGAAAAUGAAGUUGAACAACUUGAUCAUCCGAGCGAUUUGAACAUGAAAUGUAGAUUUGAAAAAAAUUCGAAUAGUCGGUGUAUUUUCAUUCCCGAAAUUAAAAUCUUUGCAAAAAGUUGUAAUCCGUAUUUCUAAUAGCAACAACCCUUUUUAAAUAAACCCAUUGUAGUAUUUUAAUUGUGCUUAUUAGAAAAUGUACCUUAUUACAAGACUCCGUGUUCCACUUGCCGUAACGGGACGGCAAUCUAUCAAUCAAUCAAUCAAUCAACUUUCUUUAAACACGGUAAACAAUGGCUCAGCAAUCUGGUUUUCAGACAUGCCGUGUAACAAUUACAAGUUAUAAAAUUAAAACUAGUGAUUAACUAACAAUAAUUUGGCACAAGAAUUUAGUACAAUUUUAUCUGUUCCUAUCGGCUCUUAUAAACGUGACGACUUAGUUCGUAUGGUAAGCAAGACUAAUAAUACUAGUAAAAAUAGUAAUAAUUUGAAAUACAAUAUAAUAACAAGAAAUGAGUCAUUAAAGAAAUAAGAUAGAAACAUAAUAAAAGUUAUAUCCUAGGAUAUCGCGAGUUUGAAGCUAGUAAGAUCCCUUAUUAUUCAUUCAAAAUAUUUCACCUAUUUUGAUUGGCUAAAAGCACGCGCAUAAUUCACCAUAACCAGUUACUGAUGACCAAAUUUGGAAGAAUUUUGUGUUUAGCGAGGAACUGACGUCAAAAAUGCAGCGUUCUUGCAGGUGAAUGCACCGUUAACCGAGAAGACCUGGGGACGAGGUUGAGUUGUUUUGGUUGUGAACUUGAAAAAUGGCGGACAAUUCACUCGUUUCAAGAGUAAGAACGUUAACUAGUCGAAAAAAUAGCUAAAAACAUGGCAAGAACAGCAAGAAGGCAACUCGAAGGGCGACAUCUGCUAUUUAGAGAAUAUUUGCGGAGCUGAACAAAACCUAAACGUGUAGUAUCGAAGAUGAACUUAACAUCGAUGGAUCGAUGGAGGUAAGCAUGUUUUAGCCAUGUUUUUAAACUAGGAAUUAUUUCGAAUGGAUAAUAAAACAAUUAUUGAAUGCGGCUUUCGCAUCAUAUGAAGAAUUAUGGAGAUCUCGGAGGGUGUUAUCCGCCUCGGCCUCGGCCUCGACUGAUAACACCCACCUCAAUCUCCAUAAUUCCUCAUAAGAUACUCAGCCUUAUUCUUUAAUUGUUAAUUAUUCUUCUCUUUUCCUGUAUUCUAGUUUCUACUGUGAUUUAUUUUGUAAAAUCGCAUCGUCUUUUCCCUAAUGUUAUAUGUCUACUUAAACUAAUCUAGGGAGAGCCUGGACCCCAUAUAAGCCCCAGGCUUCCAGUACAGGCUUUCCCGUCACUAUCUUUUUCUAUAUUUUUCAGUAUAUGUAACCUGUAAAGUGACGAAAACAAAUAAACCAAUCAAUUAGUGAAUCAAUUGUCCAAUUUUUACGUUGAUAGGGGAAAAUACCAGAUCAGUGGCGGAUCUAGGGGAGGAGCCCAAGGGGGCCGCCCUCCCCCCACCUUAUUUUUAGACCAAAGUGAGGCCAGGCUCCUCAUUAUGUCAGGGUCUGGAUGAUCACCCCACCCCCCCCCCCUUUAGCUAGGAAAACGCGAUUCAGCCGCCGUUGUUUUGGCUUUCAAAGCCGGCGCUUUUCGCUACUAGUGGACUAUAACAUAUAGCCUAGUAGCAGCUCAACCAAUCAGAACGCACCAUUGAUAAUAGACCACUAGCUGGAUUAAUUUAUAUCAAAUAUAUUUGAUUUUUUGGGUUAAAACGUAAUUGAUUUAAAAAUAUCAUACGACUAUCUCGUGACUUUAAGUUAAGUUAUAUAUAUAAUUAAGUUAUAUUUAAAUGUGCUCCCGUGCGUAAAACCACGAUCGAUUAAAAAGCAAAUUAUCCCUCUUACUGUGGGGUCUGAAAACACCCUUUUUAUUAAACUGUCUCUUUUUAUACUCUGGCUGCGGGCUGUGAAACCACGAUUUUGACCCUUAAGAAAAUGACAGUGAGAAAUCUGCAUUACAGCACCAGUAGUUAUUAUCACCUAGGAAAUUUAAAUGCCAUGCAUGUUUACGCCAGUUCUUUACCGUGUUACUGCGUAUUCUUGCAUUUCUUCCGUUCAGUUUUAGUCAGAAAUUCAGCUAUUUUGUCUUGGGAUAGCCAUGCGAAAGAUCUUUUUUUUUUUUAGAUCACCAUUGCCAAAGCAGCCUCGUGUCUAGAUUGAUUGAAUGAGUGAUUGCAGUAAUACAUAAAUAAAGCUUUUGCCUUCCUGUUACUUCUUUACGUAGCCUUUAUUACAACUUGGUUUAUCCUUAUCUUGUAUAUUGUACUUCAGUAUGGGUUUCGACGUAUCCCACAAACUUGAAUCGUAUUGUUCUACUUCAGAAAAAAAAAAAUUCGAAUUAUUUCCAAGACGCCAUUUGAUGCUCACACUGAUCCUAAAUUCAAACGUUUGCAAAUACUGAAAUUAUCUCAAAUUUACUUUUUUCAAGUUGGAAAGUUCAUGUAUUCUUAUUAAGUAGGCCUGCUUCCUAAUGUAUUUAAAGAAAUGUUUUUAAUGACAAAUCAAGUUCAUUCCCAUAAUACCAGAAAUUCAAAUACUUUCUACUUUACACUAUUAUGCACUAAUUCGAUUGCCUUCUUUUGUUUACCCCUUGCUAUAUCAGGGGCACCCAACGUCAGUUUUGGGAAAAUAUCUGUUCGGGAGACGAUUUGAAAUCUAGAAUUUUCGGAACAUUUGUUUUAAAAUUUCUUGCUUGGCUGCCUCUUCUAGGAUUUUUGAACAUCUAAAAAAUCAUAUAAUUGCCCAUGUUUUUAACGUACUUUUACCCUGAGGUCACCAAGAAUUUUCGGGAGCCUUUUUUCUGGCUGAAAUUUUCGAAAAGGUGAGUUUUGAUCCCCAUAAUUUUUGGAUCACUAGUAAGACUAGGAAAUCAGAACAGAUGAAAAAUUUUUAGGGGAUAAAAAAUAAGCCUAUAUCUGCCCUUUAAAUACUAGAGUAGGUUUAACAAUGCUAUGUUUAAGUGGUUUCGAACUAUUUUCUCGGAGGGUGUCCCUGCUGUAUUGCACUUACUAUUUGUUCGUACUUGUUUCACUGUUCAAGUAAAAUCACUUUAUCAUGACGCAUGGGCUAUCAUCAUGCAUCUUUACGCCGGCUCAAGAUCUUACAUCCUUAUAACGAACGUAGAAGCUGAGGACUUAAAUAACUGUUUCCCGUACACAAUCCUGUCUGCAAUGCAAACAAAGCGAGAGGUUAUUUUUAGUGCGAAAAAAGGGGGCUCCUGCGUAGCAUUUGCGUGUGUUAAAAGUGGGAGAAUGCCUGGGGCCAACAACAGAACGGAAUAUUUUAAAUAGAUUGUAUAAGUUUAAUAUCCCUGAAAAAGUGGGAUAUUAUUUGUAGUGGCAGUGGAAACAAGUUGACAGCUUCAGAGUCUGGGCUGAUAAAAGUGAACGAGGGAGAACAUGAGUGACGCCACCAUAGAGAGUCCAAGUCGUGGAAAUGACCGGCGAAUGCUGAUCAUGUUAACUGUCUUCAUCUGUCUUGUUGCCGUUGUCAUUUUGGUUAUUGCUGCUAUAAUGUUGUCAUUGAUAAUAUCUCGAAGUGAUGAUGUUGAUGAUGAUGAUGCUAAAGGAUCAAAACUUGACGCCGUGGUGAAGGGUAAGCAAACGUUACAACUUUUUGAAAGUCCGGCUGUCUACUCGUAACACCCUCAACUAGCGAUUAAAGGCUUCUAAACUUGCCCUGUCAUAUCUCGGUUUAGUCCGCUCUUAGAACUUUAUUUUUCAAGAGCCCGCGCACUUGUUUUGCAGUAGGUAUCUCAGCUAGGGUAAGUUUAAAAGACAAAUUUGUUUCCCGGGGAAUUUUACAUUUUGUUUCAGUAUUUUUGCAUUCCUGAUUCGGCAGGGGCACCCAACGACUGUUUUCUGUAAAAUAUCUGUUCGCAGAAGCAAAUAUUGCCUAGAAUAUUCUAUUGCUUGAAUACGGCUAAAAAUUUCCAGAAGAGCGCUCCAUUCAGGUACGAUUUUCGAAACUUAUCUAAAAAAUUCCCUACUAUUUUCUGAAGUGUAAUUUUUCAUCUUUUACUCCUUAUGUUAGGCUAAUUUUCGUAGAAAAAGAAAAACCGAAAAUUUUCGGAUUCAAAAAUGAGAUGAAAAGAAGAACAAGAAAAAUUCUCACCGAGUUCGUUCAACUGCAUCUAAAAUUUUCGGAAAAAUAACAGCGAAGCCCUUGUAAUUUCGAAAAGCCUUCAGUUUCCCUAGGAUGACCGAACAGAUGCAACUUUUAUAGUGCUGCUUAGAAUACAUUUCUAGAGAUCUAAAAGUACUCUGGAUAGCAUAAAAAGACUUUUCAAUGCGUUUAGGAGGAAACCGUCGUUGGGUGCCCCUGAUUCGGGGGCACACAGUCAGCGACUUUUUUUCUGUAAAAGAACUAUUCGAAGGGGCAAACUAUUGGAGACAAAUAAACUAACUUCCGAGUUAGGAUUUCGAGUUAGAUUUCGAGCUGGAUUUUCGAGAUAGGAAUUUGAGUUGGAUUUUCGAGUUAGGAUUUCGAGUUGGAUUUCGAGUAAGGAUGUAGAGUUGUUGUUUUUUUUUUUUGAGAUGGUUACUAGUAAUCCAGCUACAAUGAAUCGGCUAGUUUGUCCGUAAACCGUCUCGUAGAUGUCCAGUGCAAUGCAGUCAACAAAAGAAUUCCUGUAGGGGUGGGGUUGGUAUUUUGCCUUUUUAUUCUGCGACAUCAUUAUAUAAAGUAUACAUGAAGGAAGAGGUAAGACAUUGAGUCAUACAUAACGUCAUUUCCAAAAAUACGAUAACCGGACGUACUCUAGAAUAUGAUUUUUCUUGUCAUAUCUAUUCCGGUGGAACAAAUUUAGAAAUCGCGUUAAGAAUUAGACACAACAAAAGGCAAAUAUAUAAAUCCUAUAAUUCCAUUAUAUUUUGAAUACCAGCAAAUGGCUCAAAUGCUGCUUUACAGACCUUUCCUAGCUUCUUCCCUUGGCGGACACCAAGCAUAUAUUCAUAGAAAUAUUUGUUCAUUUAUUUAUUUAUUUAUUUAUUUAUUUAUGGGGCAUCGAAUUUUGCAUCUGGCUAAGAGCACGGGUGGUUCACGUGAUGCGCGCGCGCUUCGCGCUCGACGAGAUUAUAAACUCGCUUCGCAAGAAUUAUCUUCCAUCUCCCUAAACAUCCAAGGAAGCUUUUCUUUUUCUCUUCUUUUAUUUUUUCUAUAUAUGUUUAUGUUUAAUUAUCAACUAUAUAAUGAUACCCUAAAACUUAAAAUCAGUUUAAAAUUUGAACAUAACUGCUUGCGCUUCCAAUUAAACCACAACAUAUCAGGCACGAUCUCUAGCGAUGCACGAUUCAAUUCAAAAAUAUUUUUUCAAUCUUUUUCAGAUAUAGACGAGUGUGAAACCAGCAUCCAUUCAUGUGAUGUCAAUGCGUUUUGUAACAAUACCAUUGGAUCUUAUAUUUGCACUUGUAAUCCUGGGUACUUUGGAAAUGGAAAAUCGUGUCUUGGUAAAACCUUAAACUAAUCGUCUUGCAGAGUUCAUCACACUAUGCAGUGCCAGUCCCUUUUUCCUGUUGCCUUUAUUAGCUUUGAUUCUGAUAUCCAGCAAACCCCUUUAAUUCUCUGCUUGCAGCUAAAAUGUUUUGCGUACCUCUGAUCUCGAGUUGUCGCCUCCGCAGUUGAUUUCAGCAGGUAGUGGAUGUACGUUCUCUUUUUUCCACAAAGUAGUUUUGGGUUUUCGUAUCCGACAGUGUCGUACUUAGUUGUCUUAGUUGCUUUCGAGGUUUGUGUUUCACCAUAGGGCGUUUUGUAAUUAGGAGCGGUCUUGUAAACUUACGGUAAUUUUGCAAUGAACUGGUUUUGAGGUCCUUGCUGACCCAGAGGCCCCCGCAUUUAUUCUUGGGUGGGUGUCUUUCUGGGUAGUGUAGGCAAAAUGCAAUAUUUGUUUGGAUUUGUUUUUUUUUUCUUUUUAUCUUCAUACAUUCUCUCCCUUCAGAUAUCAACGAGUGUACCAAUAAUGUCCAUAAUUGUGAUGCAAAUGCUUUCUGUAAUAACACUGAUGGAUCUUACACCUGCGCCUGCAGCCCUGGAUAUACUGGAAAUGGAACAUCCUGCGCCGGUAAAUUAUCAACGCAUUUGCAUUUUUAAGGGACCAUAUAUUAUUGCUAUUAAAACUGGGGGGAGCGGGGGUAGGACAGGGCGGGGGGGCGGUGUAAAUUACGUCUCUGCUCCGUUAUAAGCAAUAUUUGUUUGGGUUUGUUUUGAUUUGUCUUAACAUCUAAGGUUGCUGAACACAAUUUCUCUAAAUCUGAUUUAUCCCUUUACUGUGUAUUUAACAACUUUAUCAUUACAUAAAGAAAAAAGGGAGGAAAGGCUGAUAAAAGUUUAACAGAAAAUAAUGUUUUUGUCGCCUUUGACAUAUCAAGUGACCUCAGCGCGGGCCUGUUGAACUAGAGCUGAACAUGCGUACUUUCAUAAGCAACGUAAAUAAACUACAAUAUCUUUAAAUCUACUCAUUAAAAUGUGACGAAAUUUGGCAGAAAUCCGGUUCAUGUCACGCUCAAGCCAAUAAAAGCGUCAAAAUAUCUUUUCAACAAAGGAGUUUUGUGACAAAAUGAAGAUUUCCAUAAAGGCUAUUUCCUUGAAGAUUUUAAAAAACUGUUCGUUACAAUUUUGGUCAAGUGGUUUCUAAAAGAUGAGGGUUACUAAUCGAAAGCUGUGUUCAAUUUUCUAAGAAAAUCCAAUGACUGAAUUUUGCUUAAACCUAAUAAAUUGAAAUUUUUUGGCUUGUUGUCAAACUUCCAUGUUGCCAUGGCAACAAUCCAAGUCUCACUUUUAACUUAAUAAAUGUCAUGUCUGAUAAAUAUAGAUUGUCUGAUGUGCUGAAUCAAAAUUUUAGCGUUAUACCCGCAAUGAGUCUUAAAUAAAACCCCAAUAAUUGGUUAUGAUCCACAACCUAUCAAACUGUGUUCAGGCACCUUAAUUCUCUCCUUUCAGAUAUUAACGAGUGUACAGCCAAAGUCCAUAACUGUGAUGCCAAUGCUUUCUGCAAUAACACUCAGGGGUCUUAUAACUGCACAUGCAGCCCUGGAUAUACUGGAAAUGGAACAUCAUGCAUCGGUAAAUCAUCGUGCCUAAAGCAUGCAAAAUUAUUUUAGCGAGGUGCAAGAAACAAGCAGUACCCCAUAAAUGCAUUAAGUAAUUCUCCAAACAUAUCUCUCAGCGUACUUAUGGAAGCCCAUCUGAUAAAGUACAAGCUAUUUCUUGGAAAACACACCCCGUUGUUUGAAUCUUAUAAGCGGCCACCUCCUGUAUGAGACCACUUACAGUUGCAUCUUGUUUGGUCGCUUAGCGAGAAGCUUGAAGAGAAGAACCCCAUACAUAGAAACGUUCCUUAUCCAAGGCUUAUUAUUUCAUUCAUAGACAUCGUUCUGCUGAAAAUACCUUCCUUUUAGAUAUAACAAGUGCAUACUGGAAAUGAAACAGCAUGCACCGGUAUAUCAAAAAUCGUUUCUGCUGCAGUAUUGGAAUUAUGUUUCGUUGAUCCGGUUUGCCCGCAUCAUCUUAAAUACUUUCUUAAUACUUCUUUCCUUUCAGAUAUUAACGAGUGUACCACUAACAUCCAUAACUGUGAUGCCAAUGCUUUCUGCAGUAACACUCAGGGGUCUUAUAACUGCACAUGCAGCCCUGGAUACACUGGAAAUGGAACAUCAUGCAUCGGUAAAUUAUCCUGCCUAAUGUAUGUAAAAUUAUUUUAGUUAGGUCCAAGAAAGAAGCAGUACCCCAUAAAUUAAUUAAGUAAUUCUCCAAACAUAUCUUUCUUAAACUGUGUUCAGGCACCUUAAGGUAUCAGCCACCCUUAAAAUUGCCAUUUUUCCAUAUUUGAGGUUUCAUAGACCACUAGCUGGAUUAAUUUAUAUCAUAUAUAUUUGAUUUUUUGGGCUAAAACGUAAUUGGUUUAAAAAUAUCAUACGACUAUCUCGUGACCGUUAAGUUAUAUAUAUAAUUAAGUUAUAUUUAAAUGUGCUCCGGCGCGUAAAACCACGAUUAAAAAGCAAAUUAUCCCUGUGACUGUGGGGUCUGAAAACACCCAUUUUAUUAAACUGUCUCUUUUUAUACUCUGGCUGCGGGCUGUGAAACCACGAUUUUGACCUUUAAGAAAAUGACAGUGAGAAAUCUGCAUUACAGCACCAGUAGUUAUUAACACCUAGGAAAUUAAAUUGCCAUGCUUUUUUACGUCCGUUCUUCACCGUGUUACUGCGUAUUCUUGCAUUUCUUCCGUUCAGUUUUAGUCAGAAAUUGCCAAAGCAGCCUCGUUUCUAGAUUGAUUGACUGAGUGAUUGGAGUAAUAUAUAUAUCAAGCUUUUGCAUUCCUGUUACUUCUUUACGCAGCCUUUUUUACAACUUAGUUUGGGCAUCGAAGUAUCCCACAAACUUGAAUCGUAUUGUUCCACGUCAGAAAAAAAAAAAAAUUCGAAUUAUUUCCAAGACGCCAUUUGAUGCUCACACUGAUCCUAAAUUCAAACGUUUGCAAAUACUGAAAUUAUCUCAAAUUUACUUUUUUCAAGUUGGAAAGAUCAUGUAUUCUUAUUAAGUAGGCCUGCUUCCUAAUGUAUUUAAAGAAAUGUUUUUAAUGACAAAUCAAGUUCAUUCCCAUAAUACCAGAAAUUCAAAUACUUUCUACUUUACACUAUUAUGCACUAAUUCGAUUGCCUUCUUUUGUUUACCCCUUGCUAUAUUAGGGCACCCAACGUCAGUUUUCGGAAAAUAUCUGUUCGGGAGACGAUUUGAAAUCUAGAAUUUUCGGAACAUUUGUUUUAAAAUUAAUUGCUUGCCUGCCUCUUCUAGGAUUUUUGAACAUCUAAAAAAAUCAUAUAAUUGCCCAUGUUUUUAACGUAUUUUUACCCUGAGGUCACCAAGAAUUUUCGGGAGCCUUUUUUCUGGCUGAAAUUUUCGAAAAGGUGAGUUUUGAUCCCCAUAAUUUUUGGAUCACUAGUAAGACUAGGAAAUCAGAACAGAUGAAAAAUUUUUAGGGGAUAAAAAUAAGCCUAUAUCUGCCCUUUAAAUACUAGAGUAGGUUUAACAAUGCUAUGUUUAAGUGGUUUCGAACUAUUUUCUCGGAGGGUGUCCCUGCUAUAUUGCACUUACUAUUUGUUCGUACUUGUCUCACUAUUCAAGUAAAAUCACUUUAUCAUGACGCAUGGGCUAUCAUCACGCAUCUUUACGCCGGCUCAAGAUCUUACAUCCUUAUAACGAACGUAGAAGCUGAGGACUUAAAUAAAUGUUUCUUGCAUGAAAUCAGCCGUAGACAAUCCUGUCUGCAAUGCAAACAAAGCAAGAGGUUAUUUUUAGUGCGAAAAAAGGGGGCUCCUGCGAAGCGUUUGCGUGUGUUAAAAGUGGGAGAAUGCCUGGGGCCAACAACAGAACGGAAUAUUUUAAAUAGAUUGUAUAAACUUAAUAUCCCUGAACAAGUGGGAUAUUAUUUGCAGUGGCAGUGGAAGCAAGUUAACAGCUUCAGAGUCUGAGCUGAUAAAAGUGAACGAGGGAGAACAUGAGUGACACCACGAUAGAGAGUCCAAGUCGCGAAAAUGACCGGCGAAUGCUGAUCAUGUUAACUGUCCUCAUCUGUCUUAUUGCCGUUGUCAUUUUGGUUAUUGCUGCUAUAAUGUUGUCAUUGAUAAUAUCUCGAAAUAAUGAUGUUGAUGAUGAUGCUAAAGGAUCAAAACUUGACGCCGCGGUGCAGGGUAAGCAAACGUUACAACUUUUUAAAAGUCCGGCUGUCUACUCGUAACACCCUCAACUAGCGAUUAAAGGCUUCUAAACUUGCCCUGUCAUAUCUCGGUUUAGUCCGCUCUUAGAACUUUAUGUUUCAAGAGCCCGCGCACUUGUUUUGCAGUAGGUAUCUCAGCUAGGGUAAGUUUAAAAGACAAAUUUGUUUCCCGGGGAAUUUUACAUUUUGUUUCAGUAUUUUUGCAUUCCUGAUUCGGCAGGGGCACCCAACGACUGUUUUCUGUAAAAUAUCUGUUCGCAGAAGCAAAUAUUGCCUAGAAUAUUCUAUUGCUUGAAUAGGGCUAAAAAUUUCUAGAAGAGCGCUCCAUUCAGGUACGAUUUUCGAAACUUAUCUAAAAAAUUCCCUACUAUUUUCUGAAGUGUAAUUUUUCAUCUUUUACUCCUUAUGUUAGGCUAAUUUUCGUAGAAAAAGAAAAACCGAAAAUUUUCGGAUUCAAAAAUGAGAUGGAAAGAGGAACAAGAAAAAUUCUCACCGAGUUCGUUCAACUGCUUCUAAAAUUUUCGGAAAAAUAACAGUGAAGCCCUUGUUAUUUCGAAAAGCCUUCAGUUCCCCUAGGAUGACCGAACAGAUGCAACUUUUAUAGUGCUGCUUAGAAUACAUUUCUAGAGAUCUAAAAGUACUCUGGAUAGCACAAAAAGACUUUUCAAUGCGUUUAGGAGGAAACCGUCGUUGGGUGCCCCUGAUUCGGGGGCACACAGUCAGCGACUUUUUUUCUGUAAAAGAACUAUUCGGAGGGGCAAACUAUUGGAGACAAAUAAACUAACUUCCGAGUUAGGAUUUCGAGUUAGAUUUCGAGUUGGAUUUUCGAGAUGGGAAUUUGAGUUGGAUUUUCGAGUUAGGAUUUCGAGUUGGAUUUCGAGUAAGGAUGUAGAGUUGUUGUUUUUUUUUUUUUUGAGAUGGUUACUAGUAAUCCAGCUGCAAUGAAUCGGCUAGUUUGUCCGUAAACCGUCUCGUAGAUGUCCAGUGCAAUGCAGUCAACAAAAGAAUUCCUGUAGGGGUGGGGUUGGUAUUUUGCCUUUUUAUUCUGCGACAUCAUUAUAUAAAGUAUACUUGAAGGAAGAGGCAAGACAUUGAGUCAUACAUAACGUCAUUUCCAAAAAUACGAUAACCGGGCGUAAUCUAGAAUAUUAUGAUUUUUCUUGUCAUAUCUAUUCUCGUGGUACAAAUUUAGAAAUCGCGUUAAGAAUUAGACACAACAAAAGGCAAAUAUAUAAAUCCUAUAAUUCCAUUAUAUUUUGAAUACCAACAAAUGGCUCCAAUGCUGCUUUACAGACCUUUCCUAGCUUCUUCCCUUGGCGGACACCAAGCAUAUAUUCAUAGAAAUAUUUGUUCAUUUAUUUAUUUAUUUAUUUAUGGGGCAUCGAAUUUUGCAUCUGGCUAAGAGCACGGGUGGUUCACGUGAUGCGCGCGCGCUUCGCGCUCGACGAGAUUAUAAACUCGCUUCGCAAGAAUUAUCGUCCAUCUCCCUAAACAUCCAAGGAAGUUUUUCUUUUUCUCUUCUUUUAUUUUUCUAUAUAUGUUUAUGUUUAAUUAUCAACUAUAUAAUGAUACCCUAAAACUUAAAAUCAGUUUAAAAUUUGAACAUAACUGCUUGCGCUUCCAAUUAAACCACAACAUAUCAGGCACGAUAUCUAGCGAUGCACGAUUCAAUUCAAAAAUAUUUUUUCAAUCUUUUUCAGAUAUAGACGAGUGUGAAACCAGCAUCCAUUCAUGUGAUGUCAAUGCGUUUUGUAACAAUACCAUUGGAUCUUAUAUUUGCACUUGUAAUCCUGGGUACUUUGGAAAUGGAAAAUCGUGUCUUGGUAAAACCUUAAACUAAUCGUCUUGCAGAGUUCAUCACACUAUGCAGUGCCAGUCCCUUUUUCCUGUUGCCUUUAUUAGCUUUGAUUCUGAUAUCCAGCAAACCCCUUUAAUUCUCUGCUUGCAGCUAAAAUGUUUUUGCGUACCUCUGAUCUCGAGUUGUCGCCUCCGCAGUUGAUUUCAGCAGGCGGUGGAUGUACGUUCUCUUUUUUCCACAAAGUAGUUUUGGGUUUUCGUAUCCGACAGUGUCGUACUUAGUUGUCUUAGUUGCUUUCGAGGUUUGUGUUUCACCAUAGGACGUUUUGUAAUUAGGAGCGGUCUUGUAAACUUCGGUAAUUUUGCAAUAAACUGGUUUUGAGAGGUCCUUGCUGACCCAGAGGGCCCCGCAUUUAUUCUUGGGUGGGUGUCUUUCUGGGUAGUGUAGGCAAAAUGCAAUAUUUGUUUGGAUUUGUUUUUUUUUUUCUUUUUAUCUUCAUACAUUCUCUCCCUUCAGAUAUUAACGAGUGUACCACUAAUGUCCAUAAUUGUGAUGCAAAUGCUUUCUGUGAUAACACUGAUGGAUCUUACACCUGCGCAUGCAGCCCUGGAUAUACUGGAAAUGGAACAUCCUGCGCCGGUAAAUUAUCAACGCAUUUGCAUUUUUAAGCGACCAUAUAUUAUUGCUAUUAAAACUGGGGGGAGCGGUGUAAAUUACGUCUCUGCUCCGUUAUAAGCAAUAUUUGUUUGGGUUUGUUUUGAUUUGUCUUAACAUCUAAGGUUGCUGAACACAAUUUCUCUAAAUCUGAUUUAUCCCUUUACUGUGUAUUUUAACAACUUUAUCAUUACAUAAAGAAAAAGAGGGAGGAAAGGCUGAUAAAAAGUUUAACAGAAAAUAAUGUUUUUGUCGCCUUUGACAUAUCACGUGACCUCAGCGCGGGCCUGUUGAACUAGAGCUGAACAUGCGUGCUUUCAUAAGCAACGUAAAUAAACUACAAUAUCUUUAAAUCUACUCAUUAAAAUGUGACGAAAUUUGGCAGAAAUCCGGUUCAUGUCACGCUCAAGCCAAUAAAAGCGUCAAAAUAUCUUUUCAACAAAGGAGUUUUGUGACAAAAUCAAGAUUUCCAUAAAGGCUAUUUUCUUGAAGAUUUUAAAAAACUGUUCGUUACAAUUUUGGUCAAGUGGUUUCUAAAAGAUGAGGGUUACUAAUCGAAAGCUAUGUUCAAUUUUCUAAGAAAAUCCAAUGACUGAAUUUUGCUUAAACCUAAUAAAUUGAAAUUUUUUGGCUUGUUGUCAAACUUCCGUGUUGCCAUGGCAACAAUCCAAGUCUCACUUUUAACUUAAUAAAUGUCAUGUCUGAUAAAUAUAGAUUGUCUGAUGUGCUGAAUCAAAAUUUUAGCGUUAUACCCGCAAUGAGUCUUAUAUAAAACCCCAAUAAUUGGCUAUGAUCCACAACCUAUCAAACUGUGUUCAGGCACCUUAAUUCUCUCCUUUCAGAUAUUAACGAGUGUACAGCCAAAGUCCAUAACUGUGAUGCCAAUGCUUUCUGCAAUAACACUCAGGGGUCUUAUAACUGCACAUGCAGCCCUGGAUACACUGGAAAUGGAACAUCAUGCAUCGGUAAAUCAUCGUGCCUAAUGCAUGUAAAAUUAUUUUAGCGAGGUCCAAGAAACAAGCAGUACCCCAUAAAUGCAUUAAGUAAUUCUCCAAACAUAUCUCUCAGCGUACUUAUGGAAGCCCAUCUGAUAAAGUACAAGCUAUUUCUUGGAAAAGGCACCCUGUUGUUUGAAUCUUAUAAGCGGCCACCUCCCGUAUGAGACCACUUACACUUGCAUCUUGUUUGGUCGCUUAGCGAGAAGCUUGACUGUAUGUUAAGAAGUCCGAAAGAGAAGAACCCCAUACAUAGAAACGUUCCUUAUCCAAGGCUUAUUAUUUCAUUCAUAGACAUCGUUCUGCUGAAAAUACCUUCCUUUUAGAUAUAACAAGUGCAUACUGGAAAUGAAACAGCAUGCACCGGUAUAUCAAAAAUCGUUUCUGCUGCAGUAUUGGAAUUAUGUUUCGUUGAUCCGUUUUGCCCGCAUCAUCUUAAAUACUUUCUUAAUACUUCUUUCCUUUCAGAUAUUAACGAGUGUACCACUAACAUCCAUAACUGUGAUGCCAAUGCUUUCUGCAAUAACACUCAGGGGUCUUAUAACUGCACAUGCAGCCCUGGAUACACUGGAAAUGGAACAUCAUGCAUCGGUAAAUUAUCCUGCCUAAUGUAUGUAAAAUUAUUUUAUUUAGGUCCAAGAAAGAAGCAGUACCCCAUAAAUUAAUUAAGUAAUUCUCCAAACAUAUCUUUCUUAAACUGUGUUCAGGCACCUUAAUUCUCUCCUUUCAGAUAUUAACGAGUGCACAGCCAACGUCCAUAACUGUGAUGCCAAUGCUUUCUGUAAUAACACUGAGGGAUCUUAUAAAUGCACGUGUAGCCCUGGGUACGAUGGAAAUGGAAUAUCUUGCACCGGUAAAUUAUCAUGACCAAUACAUUUUUCAAAAAAAAAGCAAUGUAUGUAUUUUAACUCCUUGAUUUUUUUUAUUUCAUUUCAUUUCAAGUUUUUUUUUUCUUUUUAUGUUUUGCUUUUGUUUUUGUUUUUGCUUUUUUGGGGGGUGGGGGAGCUUAAAAUCGUUUGAGCUGCAGUAUUUGAAUUAUGUUUCGUCAAGAGCCAUUAUGGCUCUUGGUUUCGUUGAUCUGUUUUUCCCGCAUCAUCUUUAAUACUUUCUUAAUAAUUCUUUCCUUUCAGAUAUUAACGAGUGUACCACUAACGUCCAUAACUGUGAUGCCAAUGCUUUCUGCAAUAACACUCAGGGGUCUUAUAACUGCACAUGCAGCCCUGGAUACACUGGAAAUGGAACAUCAUGCAUCGGUAAAUCAUCCUGCCUAAUGCAUGUAAAAUUAUUUUAGCGAGGUGCAAGAAAGAAGCAGUACCCCAUAAAUGCAUUAAGUAAUUCUCCAAACCUAUCUUUCUCAAACUGUGUUCAGGCAACUUUAAUUCUCUUUUUUCAGAUAUUAACGAGUGUACAGCCAAAGUCCAUAACUGUGAUGCCAAUGCUUUCUGCAAUAACACUCAGGGUCUUACAACUGCACAUGUAGCCCUGGAUAUACUGAAAUGCAACAUCAUGCAUCGGUAAAUCAUCGUACCUAAUGCAUGUAAAAUUAUUUUAGCGAGGUCCAAGAAACAAGCAGUACCCCAUAAAUGCAUUAAGUAAUUCUCCAAACAUAUCUCUCAGCGUACUUAUGGAAGCCCAUCUGAUAAAGUACAAGCUAUUUCUUGAAAAAGGCACCCUGUUGUUUGAAUCUUAUAAGCGGCCACCUCCCGUAUGAGACCACUUACACUUGCAUCUUGUUUGGUCGCUUAGAAUACGAGAAGCUUGACUGUAUGUUAAGAAGUCCGAAAGAGAGGAACCCCAUACAUAGAAACGUUCCUUAUCCAAGGCUUAUUAUUUCAUUCAUAGACAUCGUUCUGCUGAAAAUACCUUCCUUUUAGAUAUAACAAGUGCAUACUGGAAACGAAACAGCAUGCACCGGUAUAUCAAAAAUCGUUUCUGCUGCAGUAUUAGAAUUAUGUUUCGUUGAUCCGGUUUGCCCGCAUCAUCUUAAAUACUUUCUUAAUACUUCUUUCCUUUCAGAUAUUAACGAGUGUACCACUAACAUCCAUAACUGUGAUGCCAAUGCUUUCUGCAAUAACACUCAGGGGUUUUAUAACUGCACAUGCAGCCCUGGAUACACUGGAAAUGGAACAUCAUGCAUCGGUAAAUUAUCCUGCCUAAUGUAUGUAAAAUUAUUUUAUUUAGGUCCAAGAAAGAAGCAGUACCCCAUAAAUUAAUUAAGUAAUUCUCCAAACAUAUCUUUCUUAAACUGUGUUCAGGCACCUUAAGGUAUCAGCCACCCUUAAAAUUGCCAUUUUUCCAUAUUUGAGGUUUCAACGUUUUCAAAUAGAUAUGCUUGAGAGCUUUCUUUAAAAAAAAAAUUAGAAGAAAAUAUUAUUUCUGUCGAAAGAUAUCGGGGGUAAAAGAUUUUUUCUCGUUAAUUAUCUUAAUUGAUCGUUGACAAGAUCUGUCAUACCCGUGUCAUAUAUCAAUUAACUUGCCCGUGAACUAGUAACGUGAUACCGAGUGCGUGCUUCGACACAACAAGUGCGAAUUGUCUUCGCGUUGUUUAUAACCUUUAGUAUUCUCCGUGGAUAUUUAACGUUUGCCGCCAAAAAAAAAGAAAAUUUCGUCAUCGAAACCGAGAGCGAAAAAGAAAUCGAAGAGCGAGUUUGACAAAGAAUGGGCCGCAAAAUUGGCAGAGAGCGACAAAGGCUCAUUUUAUCAGCAAGAGAAGUGGCUCGAGGAGUUGGAUAUUCAGAAAAGCGAAAAUGUUGCAGUUGCUGAUCAUGAGAGUGCAAGCCGCUCCAAAAUCCAGCUUCAAGAGCCAGAUGAAGAAAGCCAAUUAAGCUCAUCGACCCCAUCUGCUGAUGGAACGUGGAAAACAAUAAGCGGUCGAGCUAUCGUAUCGAGCGAAAAGCUGCUUGAGAAACUGGACGAGUCUGUAUCUUGUCGAUUUUGCCAGGGAAGAGUCCAAGUCAUGGAAAAUGUAGCGACUAAGCAUGGACUUGGUUCUACCUGGAGAAUCCAGUGCGAGAAUGAAAGCCGUCCGUCGCACAAGACAAAUUCUGUUUUUAGUUCUUCCGAGAAGAGCAGAGCGUUUGAAAUAAACCGGGCCUCAGUUCUUGGCCUUCGAACAAUCGGUGGUGGACAUUCGGCGGCUUCAAAGUUUUUUUACUUUCCUCGGUCUGGCGCCGAUCGACAAAAACGCCUGGGCGGAUCAUACAAAAAAGGUCGAAGGAGAGGCAAAACUUUUGCUCGAGAAAGAAUUAAACCGUGCUUCUCGUGGUGUAAAAGAGUGGAAGUUUUCCAACGGAGAAUUAAACUGUUCCCUUGCUUGCCGCGAAAGUUUGUUCCUGUUACAUGUUACCUGUCAAAGUCCUAUUGUUAGAGAAAAUUGAUCCCUCUCUGAUAUCAAUCAGAAUAAACAUUUAGGUGUUAUAAGGGGCCGACCAUUUAACUCUUGAUGGGGGUGGGUGAUUUUUGGUCGGCAAGAAUUUUUUUUUUCUAGCAAUCUGGUGGGCAGGAUAUUUUUUUUCCCUUCUAAAUGCUCUGCAGGAUAUUUUUUUUUCCCUCCUCAUUUCUCUGCAGGAUUUUUUUUUUUUUCUCAAAAAGGGUCAUGUGUUUACAUACACAAAAUGUAUUUACACUUACAUUCUGGUCAUUGCAGUAAUAGUUCUAAUAUGGAGCUGCAAAGCCUUAAAAUGUUGUAAGCUAUACAAAAUCAUUAUUGUAUAGCUAUCUUUUCAGAAAGUCAUUCUUUACACUCAUUUUAUUACGUCAAAAUAAAGUGAUGCACCACAGGCAGAUGUGAAAGUGUUUAGUUUCUUAAUUAAAAAAAAAAUAGCCAAAAAUAGCAAAAAGCAGUUUAGAAAUGCUCAUAGCAUGGUAAUUGCUGCUAGAAUCAUUAGUUGCAAUUUAAAAGUAGACUGAAAUAUCCAAAACCAAUGUGAAAACAAAAUUGAAGUUAGUUGAUCAUGGUCUAAUUGAAAAAUAGCUCUAAUAAUUUUUGCUCAGCCUUUUUUCAGUCCACUUCUAUACAGUUGCUGCUGUUAAUUUUUAUCGUGCAGCGCAAUUUUUAUUCAUGAAAUAUACAGCUACUUUUUAUGCACCUAUCAAUGUCUUGCCCAAACAGAGGGAGUGCGGAAAUAGGUGGGGCAUUUGACUUGUGAACUUUGUCCAAGGGAGGGGAUGUUUUGAAUAAGAAUUAGGGUUUGAAAAGGCAGAGGGUGUGGAAUUUGAAAUUUAUUGACCAAAAAUAUUUGAAAUCAAUUGUCAAUAGCCCCUGGGUAUACCUGCACUCCCCCAAUUGGGGCUAGACAUCGAUAGGUGCAUUACUAAAACUUAAAAAAAUAUAUUAUAUUUAUCUAAAUAGAAAAUAAUUACAUAAAAAUGUUUCUGUUAAAAAUGAAAAAAAAAACUUCCUUUGUCUAUUAAAAGUUGAUUCUUUAAUAAAAAAAAAUACCUCCAUUUAUAAUACUGCUUGUGAUAAGCUAAUAAUGCAUUGCACAUAUGACGCAAUAAUUUUGCAGCAUCAUCAAAUCCAGAGUUCAAAGUGAGCAAGGGAAUGGUUGCAGUUUUGCUGCGAUUUUUUAAAGACCCCCGGAAUGAUGAAAUAGCUUUGCAACAUUUUUUUUUCUUUCUUACAGCAGCGCAAGAAUUUUUUUUCUAUUACAUUUGUGCUGCAUGCAAUUUUUUUCUUCCGACAAGCGCUUGCAGGAAAUUUUUUUUCAAAAUCACCCCCCCCCCCCCCUCAAGAGUUAAAUGGUCGGCCCCUAAUCUCAUUCCAGGUAGGAUGCCGCCAAAAAUGUAUUUUCUAUUUUAUCUCCGAACGCAAAUUUUGCCGAUCGACUGGUACGUUUUGAACUCCAAGUCGGCAGCCUUUCAAUCAAUUUGGCUAAAAUUUGGCCAGAGUGAUGCCAUAUAUCUCUUCUACAACACCGUGUCUGCGAAUUUUAAUACUCCUUUUCAUUUUAAAGCUAGAGCUUUUUUCCACGGGGAGUGUUGACUAAUUGCCUUUCCCAACUUCAUUUGCUAAUAAAAGAAAAACAAACGCACUUGUCAAAAAUCUGAGACACGGUUUUUUAGUGGAACGUGUGGAGAAGCGAAUGCGGUGUUAAUUGUUUUCUUCCGUUUAUUUCCGGCUGGAGUGGAACAUGAUUUAUAGAGAAGUGUACUUUUACACAAAACGUUCCAAUUUCGAAACACAUUUAAGUAAAUCGUUUUUGUUAGUUUAAAUCCAUAAUCUAGAAUUAUUAAGCUUUUAAAAAAUAUACUGCUGGUUCCCACUUGUGUGCAUGCAAGUUUGGUUCCUCCGGUGAUGGAAUCACGUGCUAUGGUAAUUAUUAAACAUAUAAAAUUAAAAGUUAGGGAAGACAUGUUUAUUGUAAUUUCUUUUUAUGCAAGUUGUAUGUACAUGCAUGAAGACUGAAGUUUUGUGCGGCUGAUGCGUACUCCAUGAUUUAUAUCUUUUAUUUUAUUUUACAUACAUAUAUGUAUUUUUUAUCAAUUUCAAUUGCAGCAAUUAUGUAAUUAUAGUAAUAAUUAGAUUCUACCAAACAUGACUAAGUCUACUCAAGAACCCAUGCCCAUGCUACCGCGGUUACGCAGAUGUAGAUUUUCACACUGACUUUCUAGUCAACAAAGCCUGGAGACCAAUUAAUAGUAUUUUUUGAUGUAUUGAUGAUGGUUACUUAUUUUUAGAGCGUGUUCACUUUAAUACGUGGCCAGCAUCUAUGCAAAUUUAUUCAACAAAAGAAAGCUUUAUACAAGAAAAGAGUUCAACUCCUACAGGACUGGUUUGAAACAGCCAACAUGACGGCCGUUCCAUUGUUUUGGAACACCAAUAUGGCCGCCAUGCCAUCAUGUGAAAACGCUCUAUUUUCGUAUUUCUUAUACUUAUCGGAUGCGCGCACAUACGAAGCGGGGCUUCCAAAUAAACUGAUCUAUUGCUUAGGCUAAGUAUGCGAGUUGCACGCUUCGGGCUUCGGAAUAUGGGCAUCAGAUUGUCCUCCUGUUUCUGAAAUGUUUUUAGGUCGAUUGUCUUGAUAUUCCUGAUUCAAUUUCAAAAUCUCUUGACAGCUGAUACCUUUUCAAAUUCUUUGCCUGAAGCGUUCAUCUUAAAGACAAUGGCAAUAUCAUUAAGGAGGCAUUGAUUCCCUUUGUAAAGGCAAUGUUACAUGGGACUAUUCGCAACGACGAUCUUUAGCGCAACACAGCGUUGCAGCAUUGUUGCGACAUUGUUUCUGAUUGUUGCAACAUUGUCGCCAUAAAAAUUGUCGUUGCAAAUCGUCUCAAGUAAUAUCGCCUUAAAGAGCCCUUGAUCACAAUCAGUCUGGUCUGGUAUGAGGGAUUAUCUCAGCGAGAAGAAACUGUAGCCUCCACAGCCUUGAUUUCAUGCAUACGGGCUAACUCCUCGCAAACAGGCACCGGCCAUUAAGUUUCGUCUGCCACAAUGUAGUCCUCACUUCAGUUCUGAUUAUCACCCUAAACUGAUUAUCAACUGAUGGGUUUUGAUAUUACUUUUUAAUUAUUUUAAAUACAAUUUAGAGCGCAAAUAUUAGUAUAGGUAAUCAUAGAACUUCGAGCUCAAUUUGGAAUUUAUUUGCAUGAAUGUGAUUUUUAAAAAGUAUCAAAACUCAGUACAUGAGCCCAUAACACGAAUGCAAUUUGAACGCACGAAUGCAAACAAAUUCCAAAUUGAAUGAGAAAAGUUGCAUGGUCACUUUUUAAUAAUAUACAUAAAAAAAUGACUUGCCUGGCUUUGCUUGAAAGCUUUGGAUGCCAGUAGAUUGCAGCACUUGAUUGGUUCUUACAGAUUUCUAUUGUCUAUUAGCAAAUCACAGUUUUCCAUUCUCUAAGAAAUUUGCAUUAUAUUCCCUUCUUUUUGUAUUAUUUUUCCUCGUUUUUUGUACUGUGUUUUCAGUUUACUAAAAACUGGACUGCUCUCAACCAAUCAGAUUUAAGAAAUGUUUUCAUGUAUAUUAUUAAAUACAAUACAUUGUCAUUAUCAGCUCCUUGGUCGUUUACAACGAAUGGAGCAGGGCGUUUCGGCAGCAUUCAGACUUUCACAGUGCCAAAAACCACUCGCUAUCGAAUCAGAGCCUGGGGAGCACGAGGAGGAACGCACUCCACAAACUACGGAAGUUAUCCCGGAACUUACUACGGUGGAAAAGGUGCAUACAAAGAGGGCAUGUUUACCUUGAAUAAAGGAACUAUACUGAAUAUUGUGGUGGGACAAAGAGGAGGAGAUUCGGUGGAGGUAAAAGGCGGACGGUCCACUAACUUGACAGCUGCUCAGCUGGGACUGUCCGUAGAGGACAAUGCUGGAACUGGGGGAGGGGGAGGGAGCUUUAUUUAUACAACAAGUAACGUGCUUUUGUUAGCUGCCGGAGGAGGAGGGGGUGCAUCUAGCGGAUAUAACGGGGUGGAUGGUCAGGCGGGUACUAAUGGCACCAGUAGCGUUGGACGAGAUUCAAGUUAUGUUCGUAGCGGAGGAUCUGGAGGGAAUCCUGGUCAGUGUAACCGCGUAGGCGGUAAUUGGCAUGGGGGAGUAGGUGCGGGAUGGUCAGGCCAAGGUUGUUCCAGGGUCAGGUCCGAAAAUGGUGAAAUGGGUGGAUCGCGUGCUCAGGGCUGGGUAGGUGGACGUGCUGGAAGAAUGAAUAGUGGCAACAACGGAGGGCCUCCCCCUGGGGCCGUAGGAGGGUUUGGCGGAGGUGGAGGGGGGUCGGAAGAUAAUGGUGCAUCAGGAGGAGGUGGUGGAUACUCUGGGGGAGGUAGCGGCACAUACGCAUACCAAGCAGGAGGGGCAGGGGGCUCUUACUGUAGUGGCUCGAAUUGUUCAGGCGUGAGUGGAGGGAACUCAAAUGACAACGGACUUGUAAAAAUCCUGGAAUUGUCUGUCUAA